AAGUAGUGGCCGCCGCGACUUCCGGUUCCGGCUGCCGGGCGAAGAUGGCUGCGGGCGCGGCGUCCGGCCUGUCGAAGGCCGAGUAUCUGCGGCGGCGCUACUUGGAGCCCGGAGCGGACACCGCGGGGGACACGAAGCGGCGCCGCAGGAAGCGGCCCAAGGACAACCAGGGCCGGAUGCGUAUAGUGGACGAUGAUGUGAGUUGGAAAAGCAUUUCUGAUUUGCAAGAAAAGGAGGAGGAAGAGGUGGAUGAUGGAGACCUUCCUGUGGUGGCCGAAUUUAUUGAUGAACGGCCAGAAGAAGUAAAGUGGAUGGAGGAAUUCCGUACCAGUAACAAGUGGAAGCUCUUGGGAGAUCACAAUGAAGAGUCACAAAGCUCUGAUCUGUCUGGGGCUGCAAAAUCAAACAGCUCAGAAGCUGUGAAGGCCAGGAAGGCCAGGCAUUUGCCAGAAGUGUCCCCGCCCAGAAGGGGCUGCCGUGACUUGCCAGGCAAAAGCAGCCACAGAGCAGCGAGUGGAGGGCAGGAAGAAUGCUUUCCAGACAAGCACGGACCCCAGCGGAGGCAGCAGGUGGCCCCUGAUUUGUCCCCACCCAGGAGGAAGAGGCAGGAUUCUGGUGCGGCCCUGUCCCCACCUCGCAAGCUGAAGUCAUCCCCUGAUGGACUGAGGAGGCCAGGCCAGGCCAAAGGCUCUUCUCUGGCCACUAAAAGGUCCCGGCAACAUGAUACUGACUCUGAGUCGGACUCUGCUCCCCCCAGGAGGAGUCCCAGGGCCUCCUCGGAUUCGGAUCUUUCUCCCUCACGGACCAUUUGCAGUACACGGUUGCAGGAUUCUCCUUCAGAUCUUUCUCCUCCCAGAAGGAAUGUGUGCAGGUCUUCCGACUCCGAUUUGUCUCCUCCCCGGAGAGGGCAAAAUGUUGGACAGAAGGCCCACAGGUCACAAGACCCACCUGACCUCUCGCCACCGUGGCGGGCCAGAAACGCCCAAGGAAGGGGCGAUGGUGAAGGGAAUCCUCAGAUGCUGUCAGGCGGCAAAGCAGGCUUGGUGUCAGCUGGCCUAUUGAGGAGGGAGCGACAAGAGGCCAGGAAGCAGGACAGGGGCAGCAGACAUCUGGAAGAUGAAUCGCAACACGCAGCCACCGUUUUCAGGGACAAGUCAGGCCGCAAGCGGGACCUGAAGCAGGAGCGGCUGGAGCAGCAGAAGGCAGCUCGGGAGAAAUCUGAGCGGGAUGAGCAGUAUGCCAAAUGGGGCAAGGGGCUCGCCCAGAGCAGGCAGCAGCAGCAGAACGUGGAGGAUGCAGUGAAGGAAAUGCAGAAGCCGCUGGCUCGGUACAUUGAUGACCAGGACCUGGACCAGAUGUUGCGGGAACAGGAGCGAGAAGGGGACCCCAUGGCCAACUUCAUCAAGAAGAGGAAGGCCAAGGAGGGGAGAGAUCAAAAAGAAAAGCCAAGGUACAGUGGACCAGCCCCACCUCUCAACCGAUUUAACAUCUGGCCUGGGUAUCGCUGGGAUGGCGUUGACAGGAGUCCAAGCGGCUUUGAGCAGAAGCGCUUUGCCAGAAUUGCCAGUAAGAAGGCAGUACAGGAGUUGGCAUAUAAGUGGAGUGUGGAAGACAUGUGACUUGUCCCUCUGAGAUACAAGGGAACUGCUGGCCGUCCUUUGCAAUGGUCAUUCCUGACCGCUGGGAUUAAAGGUGCACAGCUCACAGGAUCCUUUAAGGUGCUCUUGGAUGGCAGCAGAAGCAGAGUGAGACCAUUGGUGUUCCUGGCGAGCGCAGUGCACAAGGAUGAAUACACACGAGGGCUCUGUUGUGCGAGGAAGCCCCCGCCAGCUGUGCUCGGUUUCCAGAAAGGUAAAUUCCUGUUGCGUUUGGGCUGUUAAUUUCAGAGCCCUUAAAGCCAGGCACCAGGCGUGCCCCACCAAUGCUCAGGUAAAUCUUUCAAAAGGUUGGCUUGUUUGGGACAAGAGAAGUGGCAGGAUGGAGGAGGACCCCCGUUCCGCAGCAGGGCCUUCCUUCUGGACUUCAGCAGGGAAAACUUUUGGGCUGUUCUGUCCUGGAGGAGCUGGAACGUGCUGGCUGCUUUGUGACUCUGGGCUUCCCAGCCUGGGCUUGGAUUGCAGGGUUGGGGCGGAACUUGUUCAGGGUAGAGCCCAGGGUGGCCCUUGCUCUGCCUGGUCAGGCCCAGGCAUAUUGCUGAGCAGAGCGGCCGCUUGUGGGGAGGGAGCAGCACGUUCUCUUUCAGCUGAGGCAGCAGCCUGGGAGGUUAAGGGGUGGAGGACUCCCCCCCUGCCCCCCACGACAUUCUUGUCACGAGCAGAGCGGCUUCAUGCCAGGACUUUUCCUACCAAAUGAGAGCCUUCAGGCGCUGUUCACAGUUAACAUUUCUGAAACCCUUUGUAAACUGGAUGUAUAGUUUGUAAAAACAAAACAAAGACAGUUUUUAUAUUUCA
Molecule: messenger RNA, 2450 nt
Organism: Sphaerodactylus townsendi
Lineage: Eukaryota; Metazoa; Chordata; Lepidosauria; Squamata; Sphaerodactylidae
Gene: BUD13
Product: BUD13 homolog
Exons: 11
Coding region: 45-1619 (524 amino acids)
Biological process (GO): mRNA splicing, via spliceosome
Cellular component (GO): RES complex; U2-type spliceosomal complex
Molecular function (GO): RNA binding
Source: RefSeq, a predicted model, not a curated record